AUGUCUCAACCCUCCGCCUCAACAACAAGAAAAAUUUCAAGUGAGAGCUCCGUGGAUAUCAUCAUUGAUGUUGAUCCCUUUGCCAUCGCUCAACCACCUAAUCCUAUCAAAAGGAAUGCUCGAACACCUGCUACAAAAAGGGCUAGACCGUUUAAUGUAAGUGCUUCCUCUACCCUCUAUGUGUCAGGUAGGAAGACAAAAGCCUCUGUUGUGGUUAAGAAACCUCACUCUAUUUCUAGUUUGUAUCUUGAUCCUAUUAAUACUUCCAAUGUUGAAACUGAUAUUGCUACAUCUGCUAAAAGCUCUGUGGAUCCUAAUGUCGUGAGUAAUAUUGAAAAUAUUGAAAAAUAUGCCUCUGAAAUUGUUAGUCUAGACAACCCUAGAACUAAUAAGUCCUUAAGUCAAUCUAGCAUGAAUGCUACUAAUAAAGACUCUGUUGAUAAAAGUAUUUAUGUGUUAGUGUUUAAUAUUUUGGGAAUUACUGUCGAGUCUAAUGUUGUGUCGGAUGUCACAACAUUCUUGGCCCAACCUGAUCAUCCUGCUGAAACCACUCAAGAGAACGCUCAUGAAUACGAAAGGAAAGGAUUUGUGUCUGAAAGGAAGGUUUUUAAGUCUGCCAAGAAAAGUUCUGGUGUUGGACCUGCAAAAAGGUGGAGUAAAGUUAUGACUCCUACAACCAAGAAAAGGUCCUUGAAAAGGAAGGAGGUACCCUAUAGUGAUUCUGAGUAUGAUGUCGAACCUGAUGUUCAGGACAUCAUGACUUCAGCCAAAUUGAAAAAUGUUGGGAAAAAGAUCCCUGCAAAUGUGACUGAAGUCCCCAUUGAAAACAUUUCCUUUAACCCUGUUAAGAAUAUUGAGAAGUGGAAAUAUGUGUUUCACAGGAGACUUUCUUUGGAAAGAGAAUUGGGUAAUGAUACUCUGGAAUGCAAGGAAGUGGUUGAUCUUAUUAAGGAAGUUGGAUUAAUGAAAAGUGUUGUUGGGUCUGGUAAGUGCUAUGAGAUGCUUGUAAAAGAUUUCAUUGUGAACCUUUGUGUGGAUUGUGAUAACAAUAGGAGUAAAGAAUUCAGGAAGGUGUAUGUGAGAGGAAAGUGUGUGGAUUUUUCUCCAAUCAUCAUUAACGGGUUCAUGGGCAGAAGUGAAGAAGAACAAGCUGAAGUGGAGGUAUCUGAUAUUGUCAUUUGCAAGGAAAUCACAUCAAAAUAG
Messenger RNA from Vicia villosa (hairy vetch), 1203 nucleotides. RefSeq lists its product as uncharacterized. The transcript is spliced from 2 exons. Bases 1 to 1203 code for a protein of 400 amino acids. Lineage: Eukaryota; Viridiplantae; Streptophyta; Magnoliopsida; Fabales; Fabaceae. The record is from RefSeq and is a predicted model, not a curated record.